AUGAGGACAAAAUCAGAGACUGUUGUGUCCACAUCUUUACUGAAACCGGCUUCAUCAGCGUCCUGGAUCCUCGCCAGGCAGACCGUGUUCCUCUCCGACAGAGUGCAGGACGAGGAGGCGACUGUGUUUACAGUUGAAGUUCUGAAUCCUGAUGACAGUCCUGCACAAGGUAUUACAGUGGUAGUCGACCCUGGCCAAGUCAUGGGCUUGACUGCUCCCAAUGGCAUGGCAAGGCUUACCAUCAACACAGACACACAGACUACAAAACUGACAGUCACCGCAAAGACCAGAGAUCCUCGUAUUACUAUACCUGAAAGACAAGCAUCAGCCUCCAUGGAUGCUGUCCCAUAUGAAUCCAGAAACAAAAACUACAUUCAUAUAGGUGUGGAUGCAGCUGAGCUCAAUUUAGGAGAAAACCUGAGAAUCAACCUCAACCUCAAGCAGCAAAGUCAAAACAAUGACAUCACAUACCUGAUCUUGAGCAGAGGUCAGCUGGUGAAAUAUAACCGUUACAGGAUGAGACAAGGCCAAGUACUGAUUUCCCUGUCAGUUCUCAUUACCAAAGAAAUGCUUGACCUUCAGACCAAACAAUCCUGCGAGGUUCAUACGACUAAAAUGCGUCUCGAUGGUUCCAGCUUCAACUAA
Morone saxatilis (striped sea-bass) is the source of this 645-nucleotide messenger RNA. Its product is annotated as complement C3-like. Lineage: Eukaryota; Metazoa; Chordata; Actinopteri; Moronidae. The transcript has 6 exons. The coding region runs from base 1 to 645 and encodes 214 amino acids. The record is from RefSeq and is a predicted model, not a curated record.